AUGCAUGUUCUUCAAUCAGCAAUGACUCCUGAAGAGGCAGAUCAAGUUGAGAACUGUGAAUCAGCACAGGAAAUCUGGAUUGCUCUCCAGAGCACUUACGAAGGUACCUCUAAUAUUCGAGAAUCACACAUUGAUUUAUUGGUACAUGAGUAUGAAUCAUUCUCUAUGCUAAAUAAUGAAUCCAUUCAUGAGAUGUAUUCUAGAUUCACAAUUCUUAUAAAUAAACUCAAAGGGUUAGGUCGUACCUUUCUGGUUAAAGAUCUCAAUCGAAAAUUUUUUCAAUCAUUACCUAAGGAGUGGUUACCCAAGCGCACUGCUAUUGAGGAGGCGCGUAAUCUUGCAACUCUUCCUAUAAAUGAGCUUAUAGGAUCUCUGCUAAGCCAUGAAAACGUUAUUAAGCAAGUUCAUCAGGAUGAUGAUAAGAGAAAGAAAACUCUAGCUUUUCAGUCUAGGGCCGUCGAUUAUGAUUCUGAUAAUGAUUUAGGAAGAGAUUUUGAGAAAGAGUUUGCUUUGGUAAGUAAACGCUUUCAUCGUAUGCUGAAAUAUAAAAAUGAUCAGAAACGUCGCUUUGAUGAUUCUCGAUUUACUACUAAUGAUCGUUUUAAGAGUUCAUCACAUGACAGGCUGCCUAACCAGCAGACCAGGACUUUAGAUACAGGUACAAGUGAUCGAGAACCCCAGGCAUGUUACAAGUGUGGGAAACAGGGUCAUAUCAGGGCUAACUGUCCUCAAACUCUCAAAGCUAAGGAGCGCGCCAUGAAGGCAUCCUGGAGUGACUAUGAGACUGAUGAGGAACCAGACCAGAUCGAUAAAGAAGCCCUUAUGGCCUUUUCAUCCUCUUCAGGACACUGUUCAAAUUCUGCACAGGUCGGUUCUUCCUCUCCACUUGAAGACACUGGUAAAUUGAGUCAAGAUGAUGACCUCUGGUACCUUGACAGUGGCUAUUCGCAUCACAUGUCUGGUAAGCAAGACAUUUUCUCAUCUCUUAAAUUUAAACGAGGUGGCAAAGUUACCUUUGGUGAUGAUAGUUCUGGCACAAUUGUUGGAAUAGGAACCAUUGGUAAAUUACCUUCACCUAUGAUUCAUGAUGUCUUACUUGUUGAUGGGCUUAAGCACAAUCUGCUUUCCAUAAGUCAGUUGUGUAGUAGUGGUCAUAAUGUUAUUUUUGAAACCUCUCGUUGUCUAGUGAAGAGGUCAAGCGAUGAAACUGUCAUUUUUGUUGGAUCAAGACAGAAUAAUAUGUAUGUUAUUGAUCUUAGAAAUCUUGAUGCUUUCAACGAAUACUGUUUCAUUGCUUCCUUUCAUCAAGAGCUUCUCUGGCACAGGAAACUUGGACACAUUAGUUUGCAAAAACUAGCUAUGUUGUCUAAGUUAAAACUGGUUAGAGGGCUUCCUGAUCUUAAGGAAAAAUCAAACUUCUUCUGUGAUACUUGUAUUUCUGGUAAACAAACAUGA
Linum tenue is the source of this 1455-nucleotide messenger RNA. The record is from the annotation of a GenBank genome assembly. NCBI's taxonomy places the organism in Eukaryota, Viridiplantae, Streptophyta, Magnoliopsida, Malpighiales, Linaceae.